AUGAGCCAUGUAACUGAAACGGAUAUAUUUCUUUCACAGAGUUAUAAACAUUUGCAUGAACUAAAUCAUAGUAUAUCGAAUAUUGGCUGUGAUAAUUACGACAACAAUAAUAACGAAUUAUUUACUUCAACUUCAGUACAGAAUAGAAUUAAUCAAAAUGUGAUAACUAGCCAAUUGUUAUUGCAUCAAGGUGCUUUACUUGACCUUUCAGCUUCAAUGAAUUCACCAUAUACAACAUCCGGUACAUAUCGAUUACCAAAAUCAGAUUAUUGUACUUCUCAUCAAUAUGAUAUACCUAUAACUAGCAUGAAUAAUAAUACAAAGUCAAUGAACGACAAAGGAGUUACACAUUUAACUAUCAAAAAUGAACAGAAUACUCAUGAUAAACCACUUAGCCUAGACAAUUAUCCGGAAUCCUUACAGAACCUGAAUAAAGAAGGCAGUAUUGACUUUUUAAAUGAUCCUGACGAUAAUGAUGUCGAUGAUCUGGAUAACGAAUUAGCUGAACCGGAAUCGGAAGAGGAGAAAAUAUUCGUUAUAACAGAAAAUCAGAUAGAUCAUUUACAUAAAAUUCAUUUUAAAAAUUCUCCAUCAUCAACAAAUAAAUCUACAACAGUUAAACCUCCAUACUCUUAUAUUGCACUGAUUACUAUGGCAAUACUACAUUCACCGAAACGAAGACUAACAUUAUCCGGUAUAUGUGAAUUUAUCAUGUCUAAUUUCCCAUAUUACCGAGAACGAUUUCCAGCAUGGCAAAAUUCAAUCAGACAUAAUUUAUCUCUAAACGACUGUUUUGUUAAAGUGUCACGCGAGCCCGGUAAUCCUGGUAAAGGGAAUUAUUGGACAUUAGAUCCACAGUCGGAAGAUAUGUUUGAUAAUGGCAGUUUCUUAAGGCGUCGUAAACGUUAUAAACGUUCACCGACAAGAGUGGAUUCUAGGAGAAUUGAUGAACAGGAUUACCGUCACCAGUGUCUUGACCAACAACACCAACAAGAACGCAGUCAUUACGAUUCCCAUCAAUUCGAUCUACUGUCUAACGAAAUACAAAGUGGAGAUAAGAAAAGUUUUUGUUAUGCAACAAGGCUGAAAUCAUUACCACAAAAUGAAUUGAUCACAACAACAGCUAUGGAAAAAGAAAAUAAUUUGGACUUUAUAAUUUCUAACUCUACAACAUCACCUAUCUGUAAACCAUUGAUUAGUCCAAUAACCAGUUAUUCAAUAGUUCCACCACCAAGCUUCUUACUUUCCAACUUAAAUGAAAAUGACCGGAAAAAGUCUAAGGAUACAAUUUUAAAUUCCUUAAUUUCGUGCGACCAGUAUCACAACAGUAAUAAUCAAUAUUUUCACCAAUUACAACAGAAUGGGUCAUUUUUAAAUUUUUUUCAUCUUCCUUCACUUUCUCAAGUGUUCAUAAAUCAAUAUCAGGAGGCACAUGAUACCAUUGAACCGAGCAGUACCAUAAGUACUGUUGAUUUUCGAUCGGCGACAAAAAUUUCAACAAAUCCUAAUUUGGACAAAUUUUCAAUUGAUUAUUUACUGAAUACAAAACGAAAAGAAUUCGAUUCUAACUUGCAAAGAAUCCACAAAACCUAA
This is a messenger RNA of Schistosoma turkestanicum, 1593 nucleotides long. The record is from the annotation of a GenBank genome assembly. NCBI's taxonomy places the organism in Eukaryota, Metazoa, Platyhelminthes, Trematoda, Strigeidida, Schistosomatidae.